Naumovozyma dairenensis CBS 421 is the source of this 1716-nucleotide messenger RNA. It is a transcript of the gene CCT8, whose product is annotated as chaperonin-containing T-complex subunit CCT8. NCBI's taxonomy places the organism in Eukaryota, Fungi, Ascomycota, Saccharomycetes, Saccharomycetales, Saccharomycetaceae. Gene Ontology annotation, biological process: protein folding. Gene Ontology annotation, cellular component: chaperonin-containing T-complex. Gene Ontology annotation, molecular function: ATP hydrolysis activity; ATP binding; ATP-dependent protein folding chaperone. The transcript has a single exon. The record is from RefSeq and is a predicted model, not a curated record. Bases 1 to 1716 code for a protein of 571 amino acids.
AUGUCUUUAAAAUUGCCCCAAAAUCCAAACGCAGGACUUUUCAAACAAGGUUACAACAGUUACUCUAACGCAGAUGGACAAAUCAACAAAUCCAUUGCCGCAGUCCGUGAAUUGCAUCAAAUGUGUUUGACAUCUAUGGGUCCAUGUGGUCGCAAUAAGAUCAUCGUUAAUCACAUGGGUAAGAUUACCAUCACUAAUGAUGCCGCUACCAUGUUGAGAGAAUUGGAAAUCGUCCAUCCUGCUGUGAAAGUGCUUGUCAUGGCUACUGAACAACAAAAAAUUGAAUUGGGAGAUGGGACUAAUUUGGUUAUGGUUUUGGCUGGUGAGUUAUUGAACGUUUGUGAAAAAUUGAUCGCGCUAGGGUUGUCUGCAGUGGAAAUUAUUCAAGGUUAUAAUAUGGCUAAAAAUUUCACUUUGCAAGAAUUAGAUAAAUUAGUUGUAGAUGAUAUCGUUGAUAAGAAUGAUAAAAGCCAGUUGAUCAAAAUAAUUAAACCUGUUAUUGCCUCAAAACAAUUCGGAUUUGAGGAUUUGUUAAGUGAUCUGGUUGCAGAUGCCGUGUCUCAUGUCUUACCUAAGACUUCUCAAUCUACUAAUCCAUAUUUUAAUGUUGAUUCCAUUAGAGUAGUGAAGAUUAUGGGUGGUUCCCUAAGUAAUUCCACCGUCAUUAAGGGGAUGGUUUUCAAUCGUGAACCAGAGGGACAUGUUAAAUCAUUAGAAGGUGGUGAACAACAUAAAGUCGCUGUCUUUGUUUGUCCAUUAGAUAUUGCAAAUACAGAAACUAAGGGAACCGUUUUGUUACACAAUGCUCAAGAAAUGAUGGAUUUCUCUAAAGGUGAAGAAAAGCAAAUCGAUGCCAUGAUGAAGGAAAUUGCUGACAUGGGCGUUAAAUGUAUUAUUGCCGGUGCCGGUGUGGGAGAAUUAGCUUUACAUUAUCUAAACCGUUACGGUAUCUUAGUCCUAAAGGUACCAAGUAAAUUCGAAUUGAGAAGAAUAUGCCGUGUUUGUGGUGCCACACCAUUACCAAGGCUUGGUGCUCCAACACCUGAAGAAUUAGGUGUCGUGGAAACUGUGAAGACAAUGGAAAUCGGUGGUGAUAGAGUUACCGUUUUCAAACAAGAAUCUAAUGAAAUUUCUAAGACCGCUACUAUCAUCCUAAGAGGUGCUACACAGAACAAUCUAGAUGACAUUGAAAGAGCCGUCGAUGAUGGUGUUUCUGCUAUUAAGGGUUUAAUGAAACCAUCAGGUGGUAAACUAUUGCCAGGUGCAGGUGCCACUGAAAUUGAAUUAGUCUCAAGAAUUACUAAAUUCGGUGAAAAGACUCCAGGUCUAUUACAAUUAGCUAUAAAACAAUUUGCCCUUGCAUUCGAAGUGGUUCCACGUACUUUAGCAGAAACCGCUGGUUUAGAUGUCAAUGAAGUUCUUCCAAAUUUAUACGCCGCACAUACUAUGACUGAUGAUGAAGCUAAUGAACCAUCAUCUCAAAAUGAUUGUCUGUUUAAGGGUAUAGAUACAUUGGGAGAAACAUCAGAAGGUGUUAAAGAUAUUAGAGAAGAUGGUGUGUAUGAUAUGUUGGCUACAAAGAAAUUUGCCAUUAAUGUAGCUACUGAAGCAGCCACUACUGUGUUAUCUAUUGACCAAAUUAUCAUGGCCAAGAAAGCUGGUGGUCCAAAACCACCACAAGGUCCAAGACCUGGUAAUUGGGAUCAAGAUGAUUAA